Electrophorus electricus (electric eel) is the source of this 3305-nucleotide messenger RNA. RefSeq names its product calcium channel, voltage-dependent, gamma subunit 6b (gene cacng6b). Gene Ontology annotation, cellular component: L-type voltage-gated calcium channel complex; membrane. The record is from RefSeq and is a predicted model, not a curated record. Gene Ontology annotation, biological process: calcium ion transmembrane transport; regulation of calcium ion transmembrane transport via high voltage-gated calcium channel. Gene Ontology annotation, molecular function: calcium channel regulator activity; voltage-gated calcium channel activity. NCBI's taxonomy places the organism in Eukaryota, Metazoa, Chordata, Actinopteri, Gymnotiformes, Gymnotidae.
ACUCACUCAUUGAUAAUGCGAAUCUGGUUUUCAGUCCAUUUGCUACCCACAUACACAUUUCUCGAAAAUCUGAAGUAAUAAUUAUUACUUAUGCUUAGUUAUUUGUGAUUUUGGUAGUUUGAGUUUUAGAAGACAUUAGUUUCAGACUCACAUCCGAUGUGCCGCAUCAAAGUGCAUCUUUACUGGACUUGAUCCUGCGGUUUGUAGAGAAUGUUGGGGGAUUUCUUCUGAACCACCAAAAACGUGGAGUUGAUUCCUUCAAAAAAUCCACUGGCGUGAUUUGUAAUGGGUUAUGCUGAUGUCAAAGACUUUCACUGACGAGGGUCUUCAGAAAGUCAGUCUACUCCUUCCUCCUUGACGCAUCCUCUUGCUCCUCCUCAUCCUCUGAUCGCGAUUGCUGCCUCUGUGCCGCCCUCGCCGCUCGUCCUACGGCCCGCCUCCUAUUGCCACUCAGGCUCGCCCCUCCGCCUCCAUCGUCCAUCUGCUUCGUUUAGCCUCUGCUGCCUGUCCCUCCACCAGCAGGGCCAUGUGGUCUAACUUCGUGCAGCAGGAAGAAGAGGGGCGAAUGGGCAUGGCCUUUGGGGGCGUGGCCGGGGGAGUGGUCAGCCGCGGGGGCAAGAGGGCCAGGGCCCCUCGCAUGAGCGACAGCCAAGAGGGCAAGAUCAAGCUGACGUUCUUCCUGGUGCUCGUGGGCGUGACCCUGACGGUGCUGGGCCUCGGCACGGAGUUCUGGGUGGAGCUGGCGCAGCCCAAGCACUUCCGCAACAACCAGACGUGCGAGAUGGCACACUACGGCCUGUGGAAGAGCUGCGUCCGCACGCUGUGGAUAACCGACAUCGACCCGAAGAGAGAGAGCUGUGGUCCUGCACAGCUGCCUGGACAGUCUAAUUGCACAUACUUCAAGUUCUAUACCUCGGGAGAAAAUGCAGUCAUUUUUAAGAAAACAACAAAUAAAAAUCUGAAUCUAGCCUCAGCCAUGCUGGCAAUCUUCAGCCUGUUUCUCAUGGUGAUGGGCUGCGUGUGUGUCAUAAUGUCCCUCAGCAAAAACGUGCCCUUCCUCCUAAAGCCGGCCGCCGUCUGCUUCCUCGUCUCUGGCGUCCUGAUCCUCGUGUCCAUCAUUGUUUUCCACCAAUCGGUGCUGGCCCUGCUGGCGAGUGACCACAGCAUGCCCCUGAACCACGAGCUGUCCUGGUCGGUGGCGUGCGUGGGCUCGGCCGGCGCCAUCCUCAUACUGGGCAGCAUUCUCUUCAUUCUGCUUGCGUUGCCCUUCGAUCCUCUGGAGAAAUGCAUGCCGCGGACCAGCCGCAGUGACACCUAGAGGCCUGGAGGACAUUUAUAUUUUCAACUGUCUGUGACAUAAAGAAGCUCGUUAAAUUAAAAAAAGACUGAUAAAUUGUUUGAAUGUACGGAACGACAAGAAGGUAUGUAGUAUUCUAUGAUCAUUUUUAGUAAUAGAUAGACCCCAGCUAUUUGCUUAUUGGCAACAAUCAAUACAUUGCAUUGUGUGUGUAUCUGGCCAUUUUAUUUGGACAGGUUGACCUGAACUUGACUCGUUUUGAUCGGUGGUGUUGUAUGUUAGGUCUCUUUAUAGCGGUUGAGAAAUGUCCAAACAGCCCUGCAGUCAUUAGCCAAAUGUCGGGAUGACUCUCCAUGUUGCGGUUUACUUCUGCUACUGUGCCACACUACACACUGGUUGCCAAAGGUCACCACUGUUGGGCCCCUGAGCAAGGCCCUUACCUCGCCAUUGCUCAACAUGUACUCUGUCAUAAUUGUAGGCCACUUUGGAUAAAAGCGUCAGCUAAAUUCCAUAAACGUAAGUGUAAAUCCUACUCUUAAGUGGUUCUCCAUUUGCUUGGCAGCGUGAAAAGCCAUAGGAUAAAAACACCAGGGUAAUGGAACAGUAAGCAACAUUAUUACAUUUUACUUGUCAAGUAAUUUCCACUGACCCAGUCACUGUAAAAAACAAACAAACCAAAAACCCAAAACCACAAACAAGGCCUGCUCCUACCAUGUAACAUUCCACACCAUUUUUCUUAAUAUCUCAUCACAUCCUAUCAUGCCUUUUAUUUUUACAUAUGUCAAAAGCCAUUCCUAAUGGGUUCCCAGUACGAGGGGGUGAAAGGUCAUCAUACUUCCUCAGCACUCACACAGUGGGCUAAAGAGAGCUUUAUUAGGAAAAAAAACUCACUAGAACAUUCUCACGCUGUUAUAUUCAGUAAGCAGGCGUCUCCGUGUAGAGUCGUUUGGAAACCGUUUGUUUGUGCAUAAUUAAGCGCUGUUGUUGUAGUUCAACGUUCGUUCCGGCUCCAAAGCUCCACUGUAGAUGCAGGCCAGUUGCCAGGACCUCUUACACACCGUUUGUGCUGCCUCAUGGCAUUGUGCGGGCAUGGUUUGUAGCUGUUAUGCCCGUCAGAAUCAGUGGCAUAGCCCAGAGCUGUGGGCGAAGGGUCAAAUCAAAGAGAAAUCUGCUGUUUACGGGAGCUUCAAAGUUUCCGGAAGCUUCUCCCUCCAGCAGUAGGCUUGCUGUGACAUUGUUCUUGUGUCGGCUGAACAGCUGCUCUGCAGGCUCGGGUCCUGUCACGUGCCUUUGGUGAACCGCACAGGCCCAACAGUUUGGGAACUCCAGAGCUACAGGAAGGCUGAUGGAGUCGUACUUCUUCAUGCAGGUCAAAUGUCGGUUCAGGUCAAAUGUUGGUCAAGAUACCCUUUGAUGUUAACUGAAAAAUUUAUUUUGUGAAUAUCUAGACCAUGCUGGUAUGAAACUUGGCUCACUGGUUAACUGAAACUGAAAGCCAUCUUAUGCUGUCCCCUGACAUUAUUUUAUUUUUAUAUUUUAGCUAUAAAACUAAAAUAUUUUUAUAUUUUAUAUUUUAUAGGGGUCACCUUGCAACAGAUGUUUUAAGCUUAGCAUAAUUGUGAUCUACUAGUUAGCUUGAAAAUCUCCAGAUAAUUGUAGUUUCAAACCUUGCCCUGUAAUAUAAUUUUUUUUCAUUAUAUUCAAUAUUUAUUCUAAAUAUUUAACCCAUAAAACAAAGCGAUCAUAAACAAGGUUCAACCACAGUCGACAAAAGUCAACUGGUUUAUGAUACUAGGCUAGUGUACCCAAGUGCCACCUUAACACGAAUAAUAAAUAACGCAGGUAAACAUUUGAAUUAACACUCAGAAAAAUAUGAAGAAUGUUGUCAGAGUGCUGUAUGUUUGUCCUGUGUGAAAUGUAAAUGAUGUAUGGAAUGUUUUAUUUGACUGUGUGUCGUACAGACAGACCUUAUUCAAAAGUGUAAAUAAAGUGUUUGUAUUUCACUCUA